Molecule: messenger RNA, 897 nt
Organism: Symbiodinium natans
Lineage: Eukaryota; Dinophyceae; Suessiales; Symbiodiniaceae
Source: the annotation of a GenBank genome assembly
AUGUAUCGAGUGCUUCUAUUGCUGGGUGCUGCACCUACCAGUUCGGAGGAGGCGCCAAGUACUGCAAGUACCGGGUGUACCAUCACAGCUAAACUUUGUCGCAAUUUUCCGGAGUAUCAGCAGAAGCAGUUUCGGGAUGACCUGGGAGAGUCGCAUGUUGGUGCUGGCAGCAAUGACGCGGCUUGCUUGAAGAGAGCAGAGGAUUUCCACCACUGGUGUGGCAAUGGUGCGGAUGAUGCACAGGUCGCGGCCACCUACAGCGCCGGCCAGCUCUCUCAGGUGUAUCAUCCUGGAGCUUGCCAUCCGGGGUGGUCGCAGUGGGAUGCAUUCUGUUAUAAACACUUCUGGGAGAAGAAGACUUGGUUUGAGGCUGAAGCCACCUGCAGACAGUUUGGUGAAGGCUCUCAUCUGGCCUCCAUCCACUCUCGAGCGGAGAACAGGUUCAUCUACACACUGACGAAUGGGCUCAGUACUUGGAUUGGCUACACUGACCUGGACCAAGACACUCAUUUCCAGUGGAGUGACAACACUCAGGAUGACUUCUCCAACUUUGCGAAGAACUGCACUGGCCGUGAGAACGAGCCGGACUGCAAGCCGGAAGAGCGGCAGCAGCAAUGGUACGACUGGGAGGGGCAUGACAGAGGCACCUUCGUGUGCAAACGGAAUGCCUUGCUUCCAAUGGCACUGCUGCGCAAUGUGUCUGCGAGGACGCUAGUUACACGAACCUGGGCUGAGCUGCUGCCGGCCUUGUCGGUGGGCGCUGGCCCAAGGAUAAGCCAGAAUAACACGCUGCCGACUGUCAAGGUGGAUGAAAUCACCAAGCCACCGCUCCAAGACACCGCUUCCAAGUCUGCUCCAGAGCCGCGCUUUGCACUGCCAAAGGGAUCCUGGUUCUGA